This is a messenger RNA of Trematosphaeria pertusa, 1044 nucleotides long. RefSeq lists its product as uncharacterized. The record is from RefSeq and is a predicted model, not a curated record. The transcript has a single exon. NCBI's taxonomy places the organism in Eukaryota, Fungi, Ascomycota, Dothideomycetes, Pleosporales, Trematosphaeriaceae. The coding region runs from base 78 to 797 and encodes 239 amino acids.
CCUGAUAGCAAAGCUUUGAACGACCUGCAGCAUACUGCGAGUGCGGGACGAUCCUGACAGCUUGGUGGGCCGGGUGCAUGAGUGCUGGCAGCCACUUCGCUCGGCUUGGAGCAUUUCGCGGUGUGGUGCGGAGCUAUAUCGCCUGUAUUAUAUCACUGGACCUGAUCCUGUGUGGAGCGUCUCCUAUCGCCUGCGGCAUUUCCCAUCUCCAGGACAUCACGUCCUGGAAGAAGUUUCCCGCGUUUGCCUACACUUGCGCGUGUAGCGAGAAUGGAACCCUGCUAGGCGUCAUAGAUGAACCCCGCUCACGACGUGCCUGUUACACAAUGAAGAAGAAAGCCGGAAGGUUUGAUAUGGCGGUGAAAGGUCAAUACAGCCAGUCCGCUAUUUCCGGCGGAAUAAAUCUUGGCCACACACAGGCAGGUUGUCCCUCAAAUCCUCCUGGACAAGGCAGAGAGGGCAACCAAUCAAUACAGCCCCGGGGCGCGCCCAAUCUGCCAGGCCGUUUCCCAUUGCUUCCCGAUCUGUGCUUGCAGGCCCCGUCAGGUGACACACGAUCGCGGACUGACUCUCAGGCAGGGCAGGGCGUGCCUCGCGGAAUUAACCCUACGAGAAUCAUUAAACUCUUCUGCGCCACGGGACGUUCGUUAGGUGCGAGACUAGACAAAGGAAGCCGUCCGAGAAAUGUUGGGCUGGUGGUAGGGCACGCCUCUGCGGUGGGGCUCCAGCUGCCUUCUUCCAGGCGUCCGAAGGUUGUUCGAUAUGCAGGCGAGUGGGCGAACGUUGGGGAUGGGUGAUGGUCCGAUGUGGGACGCCCUUUUGCGCCGCAAGCUGUUGCUUUUGGCGAGCCUAGCGAACCAUGGGGCAGCCGAUUACGGAGGGGGGAGGAGAUGUGUGUGAGGGAGGAGUGUGCUUUCUUCGACGGAUGACGGAUCAUCCAACUGCCCCUGAAUGCUCAUAUCAAUCAUGUCAUGCGACGCCGUGGUUCAAGGUCCAGGAAGGCGGGAGCGCGCCGUACAAGCGCUUGGCCGGCGCCGGUUCCAG